This is a messenger RNA of Microcebus murinus (gray mouse lemur), 4863 nucleotides long. RefSeq names its product Pim-2 proto-oncogene, serine/threonine kinase (gene PIM2). Gene Ontology annotation, biological process: regulation of mitotic cell cycle; negative regulation of apoptotic process; protein autophosphorylation. Gene Ontology annotation, cellular component: cytoplasm. The record is from RefSeq and is a predicted model, not a curated record. Gene Ontology annotation, molecular function: ATP binding; protein serine/threonine kinase activity. NCBI's taxonomy places the organism in Eukaryota, Metazoa, Chordata, Mammalia, Primates, Cheirogaleidae.
AGAAAAGUUCUAUCUUUGCCUGCUGCCCCUGCUCCUGUCUACCAUGUCUCCUGGGAGCAGAGAGAACUAUGAGCUUGAGGGCUGAGGCUGAACUUCUGCCUGAAUCCCAGUUUUCUCUGCCUGCCUGUCUCACCAUCAAUGCUUGCUCUUCCUUGUGAUCUGAUAAGGAAAGGCUUUGGAAAAGCACAAUUGGUGCUUCGUAGCAGCAUGAAUUUAGUGGAAGUGACCAAAGGGGCCUCCCUCACUGGGUUUUAGAAGGUGAGGAAUGGCUGAAUCCUUUUGUUCAUGACCCCCAGUCCUCUGACACUUCUGUCCCUGUCCUGCCAAGACAGAGAAGGCUGGCUGGCCCUCAGGUUUUCUCAAGCAUCUUUUUCACUGUGCCUCCAUGAUAGUGUCCCUGUGGAAGUAUGUGUGUCUGGCUCUGCAGAUGAGGGUGUGGCUGGCUGAGUGGCUGUCUGCAGGGUGUCUCUGGAAUCUAAUGGUCAAGCAUAUGUAUGUUGGAGAGUUGGUUUCAAACCUUCCUUGGCAUUUUCUAACCAUGUGGCCUUGGUCAAAUCAUAGCCUUUCUGAGUUUCAAGUAUCCCAUCUAUAUAAGAGCAGUGGUUAAUGUCUACUACUUCAUGCUCUGUCUGGUUGUGAGCAUUGAGAGAAUAUGUAUGGUCAACAUGAUAUACUGCUGGGCAUGGUGCCUGGCACAUUCUUAGUAAAUGUUAGCGGGUAUUAUUAUUAAUAAUUAUCCUAUUGUAGAAGUUUCUGUACCAUUUGGCCCCUGCCUAUCUCUUCUUGCCAUUCUGAUUUCCUUGGCCUCUGCCUGUGCAAUUUGCCAUUCCCUUGUCCUGAGCCACCAACCUUUGUCUUUCAAGACAGGUAGAGGGUCACCUUCUGAGAAGUCCAUUCAUGUUCUCACUUCUAUCUACAAAUAUCCCCAAUAACUGUACUAUAAAUAAACUUCCUAGGCAAGGGCUUUGAUGCCUGACUUAUCUGUAUAUCUCUAAUAUCUGCAUCCCCACCAAGGCCUGGCAGGCUUAUAGUAGACCCCUGAUAAUGUUGGAUGAAUAAGGGAGAGACAUGUAUGUAUUUGCUUUUUGGGUGUUGUCUGUGUGUGUGACUGGAGAGUUCUAGUCUUCUUGUGCAUCUCAAUAUCUCCAGUCGUGUGUGUGAUGAAGGCUUGUUUCCAGGUAUGUCAGAUGGUGACUGAGUGUGGGACUCUAUCUCUUGACAGUUUCUGUAUCCUAGACAAGUGCAUAUCUGUGUGGGUCUGUCUCUGACAGUACAUCUGUGGUUUCUGUCUGAUGGGGUGGAGGUCCAUUUGUAUUCCUGUGACAGAUUCUGGUUGGCAAUUUCUAGACAGUUUGUUUCAUUGAUAAAGCUGCAUGUCUGAUGGUAUAUGUGUCUGUGACCAGGUCUCUACAUGUCUAUUUUUGUGACAUUGCCUGUGUGGCUCUAUCAUAUUAGUACAUGUCUGCCUUUUGAGCAGUGCAUGUGUGUCUCUGGAGCAUCUGUGUAUCUCCCUGUGACAGACUCUGUGUCUCAUUUCUGGGACAGUACAAGUCUUUCUGUGACAGUACAUGUCUGAUGGUGCCAGUGUGUUUGUGACAAGUUCUGUCAGUGUGUCUGACAGGACAUUCUGUGGUCACAUGGCAGUGUAGGUCUCUGAGUCUCUGGAGUGCCUGUAUUUCUGUAUUGGGUACCUCUCAGUGUCAGUUCUAGGACAUAACUAUUUUUCUGACAGUGUGCCUACCUGAAUAGUGUAUGUCAGUCUCCGUGUGACAGUGCAUAUCUGCAUGCAUAUCUAGGACAAGGUUCCAUGAAUGUGUCUGACAGAAUGUAUGCGUAUCUCUCAUGACGUUUUUGUGUGUCUGCAGUGUAUUUCUGUCUUUCUAGGGUGUAGGGCCUUCUCUGGUUAUUUUUCAUAAGUUUGUGUUUGAGGGUGUUUUCGUACUUCUAGCAGCAUCUACCAUGUCUCUCUCCCCCAGGAAUGCAGCCCCAUGCCACCCUGGCUUUUUGCCCACCCCACCCCCUGCUGCUGUAGAUUAUAGACCUGCUGACUGAGCCCAAGGCUAAGUCUAGCUAGUUGUUUCUGGGUUAAGGGCUCCAAAAACACCGCAGGCAGCCGCCUCCAGGCUUGCCUUUGCCUGGCGCAUCCUCCCCCACCCCCGUCCUGGCGUCCUCCCCUACCCCCACCUCCAUUCUGGCGUCCUCCCCCACCCCCGCCCUGGGCAUGCUUGCAGGGGGUUACCCCUCCCUGGCUACUGGACAGAUUCCUCUAGGGCCCUGGCUUCAGUUUCAGAAUGAAGGCCGCCAGUAUCCUGGAGGACUCUGGUGAAGGGUGAGAAACACCCUUGGAGACAGGGGUCCUGGAUAGCCACAGGCUCGAAUUCUUAGAAGGUGGGCCUGGCGCUAUCUCUACGCUAAUCUCGCAACGGCAGCAAACCAACUUCCUAAGAAAGGAGACUGCGCAGUUAUUUUUUAAGUGUAUAUACACACGCCACCACCACCACCACCAACAACAACAACCCAGCGCAACAACCAAAACAAACGCGGUUGCUGCAGAGGGAUUCCCAGAAAAGGUUUCCUCUUCUUGUGCGCCCCACUUCGCGCCCCCUCAUUUGCAUGCAGGCCCCGCCUCCUCGGAAGAACCAGGCGUGUAUUUGCAUAAGGGAGCACUGGAAACGUUGAGGGUGGUAUGCAAAUAAGGGCUGGCUCCGAUUGGCUGGGGUACAGCAGGUGCCGCGUCCGGAUUGAUCAAAGUCAGGUGGGCGGGGCUGUCGCCCAGGGUGACUCUCCCGGGAGGCGCGUGCCCCGGCUCAGUAGCGUUGGGCUGGCGCGCGCGGUGAAUCUUAAGGCUGCGCUGUCUGCGGGCGCUUCUGGGCCACCAGUUUCCCUGCCUUCCACCCUGGCGCCCCCCAGCCCUGGCUCCCCGGCCGCGCUGCCCCGGGCGUCCACGCCCUGCGGGCUCAGCGGAUUCAGCGGACUCAAUCUGCGCAGUGCCUCCUCCAUGUUGACCAAGCCUCUGCAGGGGCCUUCUGCGCCCCCUGUGACCCCCACGUCGCCGCCAGGAGGCAAGGAUCGGGAAGCGUUCGAGGCCGAGUACCGACUUGGCCCCCUCCUGGGCAAGGGGGGCUUUGGUACCGUCUUCGCGGGACAUCGUGUCACAGACCGACUCCAGGUGGCCAUCAAAGUGAUUCCCCGGAACCGUGUGCUGGGCUGGUCCACCUUGUCAGACUCAGUGAGUUGCCCACUCGAAGUGGCACUGCUGUGGAAGGUGGGUGCAGGCGGUGGGCACCCUGGUGUCAUCCGCCUGCUUGACUGGUUUGAGACACAAGAAGGCUUCAUGCUGGUCCUUGAGCGGCCUUUGCCGGCACAGGAUCUGUUUGACUACAUCACAGAGAAAGGCCCACUGGGUGAAGUCCGAAGCCGCUGCUUCUUUGGCCAGGUAGUAGCAGCUGUCCAACACUGCCAUGCCCGUGGAGUUGUUCAUCGUGACAUCAAGGAUGAGAACAUCCUGAUAGACCUCCGCCGGGACUGUGCCAAACUCCUUGAUUUUGGUUCAGGUGCCCUGCUUCAUGAUGAACCUUAUACUGACUUUGAUGGGACAAGGGUGUAUAGCCCUCCGGAGUGGAUCUCUCGACACCAGUACCAUGCGCUCCCGGCUACUGUCUGGUCACUGGGUAUCCUCCUCUAUGACAUGGUAUGUGGAGACAUUCCCUUCGAGAGGGACCAGGAGAUUCUGGAUGCUGAGCUUCAGUUCCCUGACCAUGUUUCCCCAGACUGCUGUGCCCUAAUCCGCCGGUGCCUGGCCCCUAAACCCUCUUCCAGGCCCUCACUGGAGGAGAUCCUGCUGGACCCCUGGAUGCAAACACCAGCUGAGGAGGCACCCCUCAAUCCCCCCAAAGGAGACCCCACCCCCUUGGCCUGGUCCUUGCUGCCCUAGGCCUGGUAAAGAGCCCACUGGUCAGAAUAGCCGUCCCAUGGCCAUGCUGCAGGGAUAAAUGGACACUCAUUAACCUGGUUUUACAGGUCAUUAAAAAUCCAGUAUUAGUAAGGUCAGGUAUUUUGGGGAUCAGGGGUCAGAAGACAACAUAAGCUAAGUCUGCCCAGUCCCCAUCCCAAUUCUGUGAAGGAGCCUUCCUCCCAGAACCAAUGGUCCCUUACUCUGGAAGGGGGACUUCUUGCUUCUCAUUUUGCUAAGGAUGUUUAUUUGGGUCAAGUUAGUUCCAUUCUGAGCCCUGGGACUCUUAUUCUGAUUAUUUGUCACCCCUACACUGGCACCUCCUACCUACUACCACCACACAAACUUAGUUCACACGCUCUUAUUUGGGCAAGGGUGCUUUCCUUCUAAUACCCCAGUAAUUCUUAUUUUAGCAAAGGGACCGUUUCCCCUAGCCUAGGGUCCCAUAUUGGAUUAAGCUGCUUGCCUACCUCAGCCCAGGAUUGAUUAUUCUGGGGGAGGUAAUGCCCUAUUGUUAUCCCAGGGCUCUUUUUCGUGAGGGGAUCCUACUUUGUUAUCCCAAGUGCUCUUAUUCUGGUGAGAAGAACCUUACUUCCUUGAUUUGGGAAGAAAUGGGAGAGAAUGUCACCACCUGACACCACCAGAGACUAGGAUGGGAUGGAUGGUAUUUUGGGGGGAUGGGCUAGGGGAAAUAAGUUUUACUGUUUGUUCUCCUGGGUCCCUGUCCCUAACUUUUGCAGAUUCUUGCUGCCUCCUCCUGAGCCAGUAUUGUCCAGUUGCUAAAAUGUAAAUACUUACAUAUUAGGAGGAGGGGAGCUCCAAGUGUGUCCUCUUCUCCCCUCUCCCUCUGCCUGGAUUAUUUAAAAAGCCAUGUGUGGAAACCCACUAUUUAAUAAAAGUUAAUAGAAUCA